This is a messenger RNA of Mesorhabditis spiculigera, 276 nucleotides long. NCBI's taxonomy places the organism in Eukaryota, Metazoa, Nematoda, Chromadorea, Rhabditida, Rhabditidae. The record is from the annotation of a GenBank genome assembly.
AUGCUCAGACCAAGCAAGCAGAGUCGUUGUACGACCGUUCGCCCUCAGACUUAUGUAAACGUUGCACGCAUCGUAAAUGCCUUCGAGUUAGAAGUUCAAGAAUGGGGACUCACGUCAGAUGCAACACCUGAGCAGCUAACAGAACUGGUAAAGACCAGGCUGAUGGAUUUCUUGGUCACCGACCGCAACCUAAACAUUGACAAGUCUACGGCAAGCGAGGUGGUGCGAAGAACCAUUGCUCGCUGGCUUGCGAUCUGUGAACUGGACUUCAACGAG